UUAAAUUUUUUGAGCCACUUUAUUUUACACGUCCUUAUAAGCAAUUGUUUGCGUCUAUUGCUAUAUAAAGAGCUAAUUCCUUCACCAUUGUUGCAAAAAGCACAAACUAGUUUAGUUCCAAAUAUGGGAACACCACCAAAGUUGGGGCAAUGGGCCCUUAUUGCUUAUGCUUUUGCCAUUUGCUUGAUAGCCACUUGUGUAGCAGCUGAUUAUAAGCCUGACAUUUAUGAUUCAUCAUCUUUGUCAUCCCUUUAUAAGUCACGACCGCCACCGCCACCUUCUCCCCGACGUCCUUCCUAUUAUAAAUCACCACCGCCACCUUCUCCCCGACGUACUUCCUAUUAUAAAUCACCACCGCCACCUUCUCCCCGACGUCCUUACUAUUAUAAAUCACCACCGCCACCUUCUCCCCGACGUCCUUACUAUUAUAAAUCACCACCGCCACCUUCUCCCAGACGUCCUUACUAUUAUAAAUCACCACCGCCACCUUCUCCCCGACGUCCUUACUAUUAUAAAUCACCACCGCCACCUUCUCCCCGACGUCCUUACUAUUAUAAAUCACCGCCACCACCUUCUCCCCGACGUCCUUACUAUUAUAAAUCACCGCCGCCACCUUCUCCCCGACGUCCUUACUAUUAUAAAUCACCGCCACCACCUUCUCCCCGACGUCCUUACUAUUAUAAAUCACCGCCACCACCUUCUCCCCAACGUCCUUACUAUUACAAAUCACCACCGCCUCCACCAUCAUCACUACCUCCACAUUCUUACAAAUCCCCACCAGAACUUUCUCCAUCUCCACCACCAACUUAUUACUAUACAUCACCACCACCACCAAUCCUUUCUCAUCCUCCACCUUAUUAUAAGUCACCAGUACUUCCAUCUCCAUCUUUAUCGCCACUUGCAUCUCCAUCUCCAUUGUCAUCACCAUCGACUACACCUAUUGCUGAACCAUUUCCAUCUCCAUCACCACCACCACCAUCCACUACACCUAUCGCUGAACCAUUUCCAUCUCCAUCACCUAUCACUGAACCAUUUCCAUCUCCAUCGCUGCAACCACCAUCGGCUACACCUAACGCUGAACCAUCUCUAUCUCCAUCACCACCUCCAUCUUCAUCUCCAUUGCCACUACCAUCGACUACACCUAUCGCUGAACCAUUUCCAUCUCCAUCACCACCACCACCAUUGGCUACACCUAUUGCUGAACCAUUUCCUUCUCCAUCGCCGCCACCACCAUCAAUUACACCUAUUGCUGAACCAUUUCUAGCUCCAUCAUUGCCGCCAUCAUCUCCCCCACCUCCACCAUCGGUAAAGUCUCCGCCUCCUCCAUCUCUAAUCCGUAUUCCACCACUUCCAGGUGUUCCAUUACCUCCAGUAUUGCAGGUUCCCCCACUCCCACGUGUGCCAUUACCUCCAGUACUCCAGGUUCCACCAUCAAAUUCCCCACUUCUACCACCUUCUCCAUCUCCCCCACCUCCACCAUCAGUAAAGUCUGCGCCUCCUCCAUCUCUAAUCCGUAUUCCACCACUUCCAGGUGUUCCAUUACCUCCAGUAUUGCAGGUUCCCCCACUCCCACGUGUGCCAUUACCUCCUGUACUCCAAGUUCCGCCAUCAAAUUCCCCACCUCCACCACCUUCUCCAUCUCCCCCACCUCCACCAUCGGUAAAGUCUCCGCCUCCUCCAUCAAACUCUCCACCUCCUCCAUCUCUAAUCCGCAUUCCACCACUUCCACGUGUGCCAUUACCUCUAAUAUUUUAGGUUCCACCAUUCCCAAGUAUACCGUUUCCCUUUCAUUGAUCCCCCUAGUACUACAACUCACCUCCAUUAAUCUCAUGGUUAUCACUACACAUCUUCUCCUCCUCCUUCACGGCUGAAAUAAGUUUCAUUUACAAUAAUUGCAUGAUAUUGCAUCUUAUCUUAUUGGAAAUGUGUAAUCAAUAGUGUUACUCUUUGGAAGAGAUUUGGUUACUGGUAUUGUAAUGAUUUUUCUUUCCUAACUUGGUGUAUUCUAAAAUAAAAGGAUCUGAAAGAAAUCCUGCGUCGGCGUUGUAUUUUGUGCUAUUAAUCUAAAUAUAUUUUGCUUUUCGCAAAUAAAUAACGUUGUUGUUUAUUUUUAAA
This is a messenger RNA of Lycium ferocissimum, 2115 nucleotides long. RefSeq names its product extensin-2-like. The transcript is spliced from 2 exons. Lineage: Eukaryota; Viridiplantae; Streptophyta; Magnoliopsida; Solanales; Solanaceae. The record is from RefSeq and is a predicted model, not a curated record. Bases 124 to 1755 code for a protein of 543 amino acids.